This is a messenger RNA of Salarias fasciatus (jewelled blenny), 1137 nucleotides long. RefSeq names its product IQ motif containing H (gene iqch). The record is from RefSeq and is a predicted model, not a curated record. The transcript has 9 exons. Lineage: Eukaryota; Metazoa; Chordata; Actinopteri; Blenniiformes; Blenniidae.
AUGACAGUAUUGGUCGAGGCGGCUGCCGUGCCGUUCACAUUCGGUCCUGCUGGGGGCGCUACGGAGCCCGGACGGGACGGCCUUGGUAUUUGGCUGCAAGCGGGCAGCUCGGACACGUCCCGGCCAGAGGGAGGGAGGCCUGGAGCGGCCCUCAGCUGGAGGAAACAGAGAACCUUCCAGAACCUCCAUCUGGCAGCCAACUGGAAACACAUCCAGCCCUCCAAAAGGACCAUUAUCCACAUCCCUUCAUUAGCCGAAAACGUGGAGGUGUUCCACGUAUUUUCCCAGCAUCUGGACGACAACAUCUUGCGUUUUUACAUCAGCCUCCUGAAGUGUGAUGGAGCUGCAGAUGGGACUGAUAUCAGGGCCGCUCAAUCCUCCCGCUGCACCAGACGCUUCAUCACUCUCACACCCGAGGCUGUGGAUUUCAGCCCGUCCCACAACAUCUGCCUGUCAGCUCUGCCGAGGUACAGUCCACACACCCCGAGGCGUAUCACAAACCUCACGGAGGCCUGUGUGGAUGAACUGGCAGCAGCUGAUGAGUCGGCCGUUCUCAUUCUGGGUCCAGAACCGGACGGAAGGAGGAUGAUCUUGAUCUUUGGUGUGGCAGAAGUUGUAUCACCUGAUCUACUCAGUAAACCAGGUCCAGGAAUCAGUCUGGUGCACAGAGACUCAGUGGUGGCUUCAAAACCUCCGAUGGCGAAGGUGUGUGCUGUUGAUCUGGACGUGGCAUACAGCGACCAGCCGGCCGUGGCCCCCAUGCUUCUGGAGAUAACAUAAAUAACACUGAAUAGCCACACUGGCUGCUUAAUACUGCCGAUGUCAAUCAGAAAUAAAAGCUGUGAACUCCAGAUCAAAGCCAAAAUGUUAAUUAAGAAAGGCCCAACAGUUUACCACAUGUGCCCCAUCCUCAUCAUUUAUGGAAAUCCACUUGUUUACUCUAACCACUCCAUGUUGUACCAUUAUGAGUUCUCAAAGAUGUGCAAGGUCUUAGUAUUUAAUAUAAUAGUAACAGGAGCAGCCUCCGAGGAUCUCCGGGGAGCUGUUGUGACCUUUGCUCGAAUUUUGUCAGUCAUUCAUCAGGAAAUAUCAUCCUGUAAAAUCCAAAUAGAAACCAAUUUCAAAGUAUCAUGUUAA